AUGGGCCCUCCUCCAAAGCCGAAGAAAAUACCACCUCCCCCGGCAUGCUUUUCUCCAGAUGACCUAGUGAGAUUUAAGGAAAUGUUUAAAGCACAUGAUGAGGAAAACAUAGAAAAGGUUAAAUUACAAGACAUUCCGUUGAUGUUGAGAAAAUUAGGUUUUAAUCCAAAGGGUGAAGAAAUUCGGCAACUUUUUCAGCAAUUUUUAGAAGAUGAUCUCGUGGACACCGUAGAAUAUCACGAGUGGCUUUUCAUGAUCGAAGCUAAAAUGGGAUGGGGUGAUGACUUUGAAAUGGCUGUGACUAAAGCUUUCGCAGCUUUAGGACAUGAUGAUGAAGAAACGGGAGUAGCCGAUCUAGAAUUACUCAAAGAGGAACUAAUGCAAUGGGGAGAGCCAUUAACUGAUAUUGAAUUUGUAGACUUUCUAAGAUUGGCAACGAAAGAUAAAACAUACAAUCCAGAAGAUGGCAAAUUUAAUUAUGUUAAAUUCAUUGAGAAUAUGAAUAAUAAAGAUGAAAAAUUCUUCAAAGAACCUAUUAAUUUCUUCAAAUUAGAUCAGAAGACUUUGGCCGAAAUGGCUAUGAAGAAAGUUCAAGAAGAAAAAGAGGAGCAAGCAAAAAUGGAAAAUGAAAGGCUGGCUAGAGAAGAAGCGAAAAGGCAGAAAAUGAUAAGUCAAGGCUUGAUUCCGUCGUAA
This is a messenger RNA of Parnassius mnemosyne (clouded apollo), 693 nucleotides long. Lineage: Eukaryota; Metazoa; Arthropoda; Insecta; Lepidoptera; Papilionidae. The record is from the annotation of a GenBank genome assembly.